CUGCAAACAUUCUUCAUAUUGCAUCACAAGUUCGCUCUUAAUUUAAGUUAGUUAAGUUGAUCAUUCGCGAAAAAGGGCUAUUUGAAUUCUACUGACGAUGGCUGCAACUCAGCUGGGCAGUUUAGUGACCAAUGAAACAACAAAUAGUGUUUGGGAGUCCCUUCAGGAUCUGAUCAAUAACUCAUCACCGUCAAAAAAGCGACUCAUUGGCACUGCAUUAGCUUCAACUGUGGUGUGCGCAUAUCUCCUAAAAAGAUAUCGGAAGAAUAAAAAUGACUUCGAGGAACUACCUCAUGCGCAUUGGCUCAAAGGCCACAUGGAACAUAUCAGUAAAUAUGACAGCAUCGGAAAAGCCCUUCAGAGUCUGUACAAGGAAUCGGGAAGGCCAGCUAUUGCCUAUUUCAGGACCUACUUGAGACGUAAUUUGAUACUUUUCAACAUUCGGGAAAUGAAAGAACUGUUUCAAACUCAAGGAUCCAAAUCAAGUCUUAGACCUAACACGUUGCCUCUCUACCUCGAAAGCGUGAACAAAGGCUUACUUCAGUCUUCAGGACCGGUUUGGAAAAUGAACAGACAAGUUUUUCACUCGUACAUGCGGUCCUGGGGACGUGAAAAGCAGCUGGAACUUAUAAUAAACGAAACGAAGCAUUUCAUUUCGGCUCUCGUCGAAGCAAAAUCGCUGGAACCCACAGAACUGCUUCAAAAGGCAGUUGGAAACAUAAUCGCGACGUUCAUUCUCGGGUCUCGAUUCGACUAUGCUGAUCCAGAGUUUCAAGCCAUUGUAGAUUCGGUAACCAAAUUCAAUGCUCGGAAUACAUUUUUGCCCACGUUCAUGUUCAAACUACUGUCCCCCUUUUUUCCUAGUUUAAAAAAUCGGGCCAAAGGAAUAACGGAUAUGAGGAAUUAUUUGAAAAGAAAAAUUGAAGCACGGAUCAAAAUAGGUGUGAAGCAGCCACCUGAAACCCUGAUUGAUGCUUAUGCUCUAGAAUCCAGCGCUACCGGAAAUCAAAUUGAUUUCGAGAACUUGGAAAUCGUGAUUUAUGAUUUGUUUUUCGCGGGUCUUGAAACAACUUCGACAACUCUUGCAUGGUUUUUGACAGCGGUUGUUCAAAAUGCAGAAAUCCAGGACAAAAUGUUCGAUGAAAUUUCACGAGAAAUAGGCGACGAUAAAAUUGAACCCGAUGACUUCAAGAAACUGCCUUAUACGGUUGCCGUUCAACUCGAGGUGCAGAGAUACGGAGCGAUAGCGCAAAACACAAUUCUACAUAAAAUGGAGACUGCACUUAAAUUGUCUUCAGGAAAAACUAUUUCCAAGAACCAGUUCGUGACAGCAAGUCUUUACACGAUAAUGCGUGAUCCCAGUUAUUUCAAAUCACCAGAGCAGUUCGAUCCGGACAACUUUCUGGAUGAAAAUGGAAAAGUUAGAAGUAACAUGGAGACAUUUGUGCCUUAUGGAAUUGGACCUCGCGUCUGCUUGGGUCAAAGUUUGGCUGACCUUGAACUGAAAGUUUUCAUAAUUGAACUUAUUCGGAAAUUCCACAUUUCUUCAGAUGAAAAUAUCGAUUUGACGAAACGCAUUCAGAAAAUAACAAAUUCACCAAGUCCAUACACAUUUAAUUUCAGUGAGCGAUAAACAUGUUCGGUUACUCAGAUAAGCUUAUCAAUUAUCAAGAUAAAUUUUAUACGUCAAGUUUAUGAGAAAUUUCUAACUUUUGCGCUCAACCUAACUUUUGAACUAAAAAAACCUAGCAAAUUCCUAUUCAAUUUUUUGACAGUGCACCAAAAUCUGUCUGAAACAAAAAUUGUUUCUUUCAAAAUCACCUCGAAUUUCAUUUUUAAUGACAAGAGUACA
This is a messenger RNA of Symsagittifera roscoffensis, 1852 nucleotides long. RefSeq names its product cytochrome P450 2B12-like. Gene Ontology annotation, molecular function: oxidoreductase activity, acting on paired donors, with incorporation or reduction of molecular oxygen, reduced flavin or flavoprotein as one donor, and incorporation of one atom of oxygen; iron ion binding; heme binding. The record is from RefSeq and is a predicted model, not a curated record. Lineage: Eukaryota; Metazoa; Xenacoelomorpha; Acoela; Convolutidae. The coding region runs from base 98 to 1633 and encodes 511 amino acids. Gene Ontology annotation, biological process: xenobiotic metabolic process. Gene Ontology annotation, cellular component: intracellular membrane-bounded organelle; cytoplasm. The transcript has a single exon.